AUGGACUCACCCCAACUCGAACAUCCUCCCAAUAGCGAGACCCUAGGAGGUAAUGAUAUAACACAGCCAACAUUCAGGCGUGGUAUCAGUCUUGCUGCAGUCCCUGGGACAACAAAGGGCAACCUCGGUUUCGAGUAUGCCGAGCACUCUUAUCUUAGAGACACCACCAGCCUUACUCUUGCUAAUGGAAGCAUCGUAACCGCAUUACACCACCCUUUCACUUUGACAAAUGGGUUGCGCGUCAGCUACGGCCAAAUCAAUGGUCUUGCCGGUAAUUUUUACGGAACAUUUAACCCUAUCGGCAAUGGUAAGAGCGCUGAAGAACAGAGGGAUCGUUUCAUAGCCGCCUUUAAAACCCUUGACGGUCCCAAAGAUCGGCAGCCCAAAGAAGCAAGAGAUAUCCUCAAGAAUUUAGACGCGGAAGUGGCUGCCAUCAAUAAUGCUCUAGCUACCUACACAUCAAGACCCGUCAGAUUUCCCGGUUAUCUACUGCUGGCCAGGAUAAAUUGGGAUCACUUUGGUUCCGAUGCCCGCAUCGCAUAUAAUGCAGGCCAUCAAGAGGCCAUCAAUGUCGCUUUAGGAGGAAACCUUGAGCUAGCGUACAGCAUUAAUGCUUUUGCUGAUCACUACUUGGAGGAUUCCUUUUCGGCGGGUCACCUCCGCACUCCGCGUCGUUUUCUCCACUCCUUUGGUGGAUCUGACGACUUGUGCUCAAAGUAUAUGCACGACGAAGACAACGCCAUUGGCCUCUCCGUCAAGAAUCCAGCAGGAGAAGCGUGGAUUGCUUACGGAGAUAAGCGCGGCAUGGACAGACAGAAUAAUGACAACAAGAAGCACUAUGUGAAAGCCCUUCAAGUUUCCGCUAACGAGAUAUAUUCUGCAUGGAAGAAUAAGACAAAGCUCAGUCCGCCGAUGUACGGUGCGUGGGCGCAUGCGCCGACUCUCGAGUCCGCCCGAGCCCCACAGAUCCUGGCGCCUCUUUUUAGAGAUUCGGAGCGGCGUAAGAACAUGGAACGCCACCGCGAUUUCUCUUAUGAGAGUUUCGGGUACUUCAGCGCUUUUACCAUGGGCCCUCAGCUCGCGCUGAGUCGUUGGUGGUCCUAUCCCCUCACACUGGACGGGCCCCCAGGGAUCUUGAACGGGAGCCAUGUAGCUACUACUGCGAUAGGCCCAGGAAUAUGCAACGUCUACUACCAGACUGCGCAAGGACACAUAUUGGAGGACCAUUUCGAUGAGACCUGGAAGUUUGUAGAUGGGAGCUCUUUCAAGCCCAAGUUGUGGAGUCCUCUAGCAGCAAUCUAG
This is a messenger RNA of Mollisia scopiformis, 1302 nucleotides long. RefSeq lists its product as uncharacterized. The transcript has 4 exons. Bases 1 to 1302 code for a protein of 433 amino acids. NCBI's taxonomy places the organism in Eukaryota, Fungi, Ascomycota, Leotiomycetes, Helotiales, Mollisiaceae. The record is from RefSeq and is a predicted model, not a curated record.